GACUCAUCAAAUUGUGUAUUUUGUAAUGUAUCGCUUCAAGUGCUAAGUGGCAACAAAUUGGUUGAUAAUCUUAUUAGAAAAUCGCUUACUUUAAAAGUCAAACACCGAAUAGCAUAUAUUCCAUUUGAGCAAUUCACUAACAUUGAAUAUCUUGCCGAAGGUGGAUUUAGUAAAAUAUAUAAAGCUUUAUGGAAAGAUGGACCAAUUAUUGGAUGGGCUCUAAUAGUGAAUGUUUUAGACGAUAAUGAAGUUUAUGGUAUCAUUCCAUAUAUUGCACCAGAAGUAUUAAGAGGCGGGAAAUUGACCACAGCAUCAGAUGUAUAUAGUUUGGGGAUGAUUAUGUGGGAAAUUACAAGUGGUCAAAGACCAUUUUCUGAGCGUAGUCAUGAUGUGCAUCCUAUCAAUGAUAUUUGUGACGGUAUUCGUCCACCGGUCAUUAAUGGUACAACAAAACCAUAUAUUGAAUUGAUGAUGAAAAGUUGGGAAACUGAUCCAUCUAAGAGACCAGCUGCUGAUAUGGUUGCAAAAACUAUUCGGGAGAUGACUUGGGAUGGUAAAACCAAGCUUCCUAAUAUUAAAGGCACAAAAAUUGCAGUCCAUCCAGAUGCUGUAUUUAAAA
Messenger RNA from Racocetra fulgida, 619 nucleotides. NCBI's taxonomy places the organism in Eukaryota, Fungi, Glomeromycota, Glomeromycetes, Diversisporales, Gigasporaceae. The record is from the annotation of a GenBank genome assembly.